AUGGUUGCCGGAUCUGUAUACGCUCAGGCUCCGGGAGCAUCACCGGCGAAGUCUCCGGUAGCAUCGCCUCCUAAGGCGGUGGCGACUCCUUCUCCAACUCCGUCUCCCUCCAUGAAGCCACGGACCACCGCUCCUACUUCCGCCCCUACCACCGCACCAACAACCUCUGCUCCUCCCUCCGGCGCCGCCCUUCCUCCCUCUACGAUCUCAGCUCCCGGCCAGUCUCCUUCCUCUACUCCUUCUAGCACCGGCGCUUUGAACAAAGUCACCGUCACUGGAUCCGCUGCGGUAGUGUUCUUCGCAGCGACAUUGUUGUUUUAG
Messenger RNA from Camellia sinensis, 321 nucleotides. The record is from RefSeq and is a predicted model, not a curated record. NCBI's taxonomy places the organism in Eukaryota, Viridiplantae, Streptophyta, Magnoliopsida, Ericales, Theaceae.